Sphaeroforma arctica JP610 is the source of this 1593-nucleotide messenger RNA. RefSeq lists its product as hypothetical. The transcript is spliced from 6 exons. Gene Ontology annotation, molecular function: RNA endonuclease activity producing 5'-phosphomonoesters, hydrolytic mechanism. Bases 179 to 1255 code for a protein of 358 amino acids. The record is from RefSeq and is a predicted model, not a curated record. NCBI's taxonomy places the organism in Eukaryota, Ichthyosporea, Ichthyophonida.
CGCUAAAAUAAAACGGAAUACGUUACCCUGAAGUGAUAUAGGUAGUAGUGUACUGAACUAUAGGCUUGUAGCUACAAGUUGAUAUUGGUGUGUAUAUAGAGACAAAGAGUGUCUUGUGGCUUAGGGAUAGAGUCUACAACGAUCUGCGUACUACGUGUUUAACAUAUCUUCAUACACCAUGUUACGCAAUGGCAGAGCCGAGAACGAGACCUUGCUGAGACCAGCCAAGUAUACCCAUUUGAAUUCGCAUGGGGAUGAUGAGGACCAUAUCUCAUCUCUAGCUUCGCCUGCCCCCCCCUCCUACGCUGAUACUCUACCACCAAAUGAACACACGCAUGUUAGUCGUGCAGUUAACCUGAAAACUCUUGUCAUCGGAUUGAUUGUGAGCUACUUGUGCGGUGUGAUGACGACGAUAGCUGUCGGUGCACUGAUUGUAGACAUAGAGCAUCACCACCAUGAUGUGGCGAUCGCUGAGAACUCCGGCUCGGUUGUUCCUUAUGCGCUAAACAGUUAUCCAUCAGCGGGUGCCGAUCCUACUAACAGACACCAUAAAAAGAAAGCGAUGAAGAAGGCUAUGAGGAAGUACCACGAGCAUAUGCACGAAGCCGAGAGUGCGCACGAGGUCGACACUGAACACAGUACUGAAGUGGGUGCAGGCGGCUACCCGUAUCACGUGGCCAAAAAAAGCAAUACAGAACAUGUGGAUAAGUGUGCGCACAUCUACAAACCUGGUGUGAUGGAGGCUGGGGCGCUCCUGAGUGUCAAAACAUCGAUGGAGAUCAACUCGGCCAUGGAAUACGUCAGGCACUUCAACAUGGCGCAGAAAGAGAUUGUCAUAGUUUGUUACAAGUUCAGCGAUGUGGCUGCCGUGGAAGCGCUCAAAAACGCUAUCAAACGGGGUGUGGAAGUGUUUAUUCUCGCUGAUUUUGUAGAGAAUCACAAGAAGAAGAAAGUGGUCAACAAACUUGCACGUCACGGAGCACAUGUCAGGUUAUUCAAUGGCUUCGCCGGUAUGCACAAGCUGCAUGCUAAGUUUGUAGUUAUUGACAAAACGAUAGGUUUGACAGGAAGUGCGAAUCUCUCGCACAACUCGGCAGGAUCAAAUAUGGAGCUCGUUAUCAGUUUAGAGUCUAAAAAAGGAGUGAAAGCUCUACGGUGCAAGUUCUGGGAGCUGUGGAGCUAUGGAGUUGCCAACCCGUACACCACUGAAAUCGCCAGCAAGACUCCUCGUGAUGAAAAUUUUCUUUUGGAAUGAUUUAAGCGUGUAUUAUCUUUUUUAGUCUCCAUGAAUAGUUAGCACAUCAACAGAGUAGUCAACACUAGUAUCUACGUAUGUCAAAAGCAAAAAAUGUGCUGUAUGUUGUACGUAGGCGUGAGAGUCUAGGAAUACUUUAGAAUGCAAGCGUCAACCACUAUCAACGUAUGACGUGCGUGUGGCAUCCUAUAAUUACUUAUCGAGUAUAUAAAUAGUGCAAGCUGUAUGAAACGCACUUGAAGCUAUGAAGUCGUAGCCACUGUGCCUAGACAUUAAAGUUCUGGCGUGUUCGCUCUCAAGUUAGUUUGAAACAAAUAAAAUAUUAUACGAAGCUCCGG